Messenger RNA from Capronia coronata CBS 617.96, 1308 nucleotides. RefSeq lists its product as uncharacterized. Lineage: Eukaryota; Fungi; Ascomycota; Eurotiomycetes; Chaetothyriales; Herpotrichiellaceae. Gene Ontology annotation, molecular function: monooxygenase activity; FAD binding. Bases 1 to 1308 code for a protein of 435 amino acids. The transcript has 2 exons. The record is from RefSeq and is a predicted model, not a curated record.
AUGGCUUUCGACAAUGCUAGAAUCGCCAUCGUGGGAGGAGGCCUUGGUGGCAUGGCCUUUGCCAAUGCUGCUCUUCACGUCGGCCUCACCAAUAUCGACCUGUACGAACAAGCAGCGCAAUUCACCGAGGUCGGGGCCGGGGUCAAUAUAAGCCGAAAUGCCAACCGGAUCUUGGAUGCCUUUGGCUUGAAAGACUCGAUGCUAUGGAAGUCUUCGCGCAACCCACCCUGUUACAUGGAGUAUCGCCAGUAUAAGACUGGAGAGUAUCUAGGUCAGAUCGAUGAAUUUGGACAGCCUGCCUCUCGGCAAAUUCACCGAGCCCAUCUCCUGGAUGUGCUAAAGGAGCGAAUUCCCGAACCGAUUCUACAUACCGGCAAAAAGCUCGUCUCGCUGGAGUACACCGGCUCCGAAUAUCAGCUCACCUUUGACGACAACUCGGUUGCCACGGCCACCAUCGUUAUUGGCUGCGACGGUAUCAAAUCGGUAGUGAGACGACAUCUGGGCAUUACCGAUUCUCCCAUCUACUCCGGGCAGGUGGUUUACCGCGGCUAUGUUCAGUAUGGCGAUCUGUCGCCUGAAGCAGCAGAGAUCUUCCGCAAAACAGUGGUUUACCGCGGCCACCGGAAGCACAUUCUGACCCUACCUAUUGGAAACGAUGAAUCCAAAACUGCCCAGAUUGGUGUCAUUGGCUUCAUGAGCGAGCCAAUCAGUGACUGGAAAUCUGAGAGCUGGAUGGCGACGGCGCCUAUCGAUGAGCUGCAAGAACAUUGCAGCGACUGGGCCGGGCCGAUCCAGGAGCUCAUCCAGGGGCUUCGCAAAUCGGCUCCAGAUGGCAGAAUGUUGAAGCAAGCCCUCUAUGUCCGAGCUCCAGUCGAUACCUGGUUCCACGUCGAGGAGUCCAAUCAUUCGCACGGUAUCGUGCUAGUUGGUGAUUCCGUUCAUUCAACAUUACCACAUCAAGGCCAAGGCACGUGUAUGGCCAUCGAGUCAGGUAUCACGCUUGCCACUAUCCUGAAGAGAUGGAGAGCUGGUGAUGAUCUCAACGCAGCCUUUCAACUAUACCAAGAUAUUCGCAAACCUCGGACGGAUAAGGUUACCCAGACAAGCUACGAAGCUGGAUUGUUGGCAUCGGCAGACUUACCUGAAGGCUUCACAGAAAACUUCAAGCCCGAGUUGUUGAAGGAGAGGAUGAAAUGGAUCAUGGAGGCGGAUAUUUUGGAGGAACUCUACCAACGAGGUGCACCCUAUUUCGAACCCAAGAGUUCGGAUAGUGACGCCAGCUCUGGUCCGGUGCAAGCUAACUUAUGA